Gigantopelta aegis is the source of this 601-nucleotide messenger RNA. RefSeq lists its product as uncharacterized. Lineage: Eukaryota; Metazoa; Mollusca; Gastropoda; Neomphalida; Peltospiridae. The record is from RefSeq and is a predicted model, not a curated record. The transcript has 5 exons. The coding region runs from base 90 to 539 and encodes 149 amino acids.
ACACGUUUCUCCGUGGGCACGAAACUUCAAGUUUCUAUAAAAACCAGGAGUAUCGACUGUUCAUUACGUUACUACGAAGAAGCGACACCAUGCGGCUGAUCUUGGUUCUCUUCUGUCUUGUGCUGGCAAUUGGGCUCGCAGCUGCUGCUAGGGGUUGCCACAAAGGAUCGAAAUACGAUGAUAAAGCUAGAAAGUGUAUCUGCCAGUCCGGGUAUUAUGGUAAAACCUGUAAAUAUCAAUGCAAAUUCAAUGGGUUCCAAUUUGCAACAUACAUGUGGAACACUGCGUGCAAAAAGUCAUAUGUGCGGAGUAACUGCCAGAAGUCAUGUGAAGCAUGCAGUGGAGCCAAGUGCAAGGACCGUGCUCAUAAAGACUGUCAUCGCACGAUGAGGUUCAUUAUGGACAACACAAGAAGGCUAUUAUGUUACCGUGCGAAAGAAAACUGCCCGACGAUUUGCCACACGAAAGGCAAAAGAAAUGAAAAUUCGUUCCAAGAAUUGAUGGAGAAUCAACCACGGGAACUCGUCGACUUCAACUAAAAGUUGCAAUUAUUGUGAUGUCGAUCAUACGGACACGUUAAAAUAAAACAAUCUCAGCAGUU